UUAAAAAAAAAAACUCAACUCACUCACUUUCUCAAUGAGAGCCUGCACCUUUGUGAAUCCCCCCUCUCCUUUUCUCCCCACUCGCAAAAAUCAACGAUCUUCAUCCUCUCCUUCGUUAACCCUUUCAAAUUCUAGGGUUUCGUUAUCUCUAAUAUCACCAAACCGCAUCAAUCGCUGCUACAAACCGCAAGCAAAGAGCAGGCACGAGGAUGAAGACGAAGAGGGGGCGAGGCACGUGCAUUGCGAGGUCGACGUGGUCUCGUGGCGGGAACGGAGGAUUAGGGCUCGGAUCUUGGUGGAUGCGGAUGUUGACGAGGUGUGGAGAGUGCUCACUGAUUAUGAGAGGCUCGCUGAUUUCAUCCCUAAUCUCGUUUACAGCGGGAGAAUUCCUUGUCCUCAUCAAGGGAGGAUUUGGCUAGAGCAAAGAGGAUUGCAGCGGGCGUUGUAUUGGCAUAUUGAGGCUCGAGUUGUUUUGGAUCUCCAAGAGUUUCCGGAUUUAGCUGAUGGGCGCGAGCUUCAAUUUUCAAUGGUUGAUGGGGAUUUUAAGAAGUUUGAAGGGAGAUGGUCAGUCAAAGCUGGUCCAAGGUCUUCAACAUCAUAUUUGGCAUAUGAUGUCAGUGUGAUACCGAGAUUUAAUUUUCCAGCCAUUUUUAUUGAAAGAAUUAUCACCUCUGAUCUUCCUGUGAACUUGCGAGCCUUGGCUUGUAGAGCUGAAAGAAGCCUAAGAGAAAGUGAAAAGAUACCUGUGGCUGGUAAUGGUGCAGGAGCCAUCUUGUCCAAUGUCGCAUCUACAUCUGAUAUCCAAUCCUCCAAUAAUUCCAAUGAAAAGUUUGCGGGCCUUGGUGUUAGUACUGUUCCUGUCUCAUCUAAUAUUGAGUACAACAGCAAUUGGGGUGUAUUUGGAAAGGUCUGUAGCCUUGAUAGGCCAUGCAUGGUAGAUGAAGUUCAUCUUCGUAGAUUUGAUGGCCUAUUGGAAAAUGGAGGGACUCACCGAUGUGUAAUUGCUAGCAUCACUGUUAAAGCUCCUGUGCAGGCAGUGUGGAGCGUAUUGACUUCCUAUGAAGAAUUGCCAGAGAUUGUUCCAAAUCUAGCAAUCAGUAAGAUUCUAUUGCGGGAUAAUAACAAGGUUCGCAUUCUUCAGGAGGGUUGCAAAGGUCUACUGUAUAUGGUGCUUCAUGCUCGUGUUAUCUUGGAUUUGUAUGAAAAAUUUGAAGAGGAGAUUCGAUUUGAACAAGUUGAAGGAGACUUUGACUCUUUUCAAGGAAAAUGGCUUCUAGAACAACUUGGAAAUCACCACACGCUAUUGAAGUAUAUAGUGGAGACUAAAAUGCACAAAGAUACCUUCCUAUCAGAGGCUAUCGUUGAAGAGUUACCUAUAUUUCAGGUCAUCUACGAAGAUCUACCAUCAAACUUGUGUGCUAUACGCGAUUUUGUUGAAAAAAGAGAAGCUUCCAUGACAGAUUCAUUAAUUAUCCCAGACGAGCCAAUUCCUUUCACUGAUAACAAUGCUCACAUAUCAGUUAUCAGGCCAGUGGAAGAGGUUUCCAGUUCUCCGCCUUCAACUACAUCAAAGCACAGACCAAAAGUUCCCGGCUUGCAAAGAGAUUUUGAGGUUCUGAAAGCUGAACUCCAAGCAUAUAUCUCAGAGUAUGGUCAAGAAGGGUUUAUGCCCAUGAGAAAGCAACUUCGCUUGCAUGGUAGAGUGGAUAUCGAAAAGGCAAUUACUCGCAUGGGUGGAUUUAGAAAGGUAGCCAACUCAAUGAAUCUAUCACUUGCUUACAAACAUCGAAAGCCAAGGGGAUACUGGGAUAAUCUUGAGAACUUGCAAGAAGAGAUAAGUAGGUUCCAGAGAAGCUGGGGAAUGGAUCCUGCGUACAUGCCCAGUAGAAAAUCUUUCGAGCGUGCAGGGAGGUAUGAUAUUGCCAGAGCACUAGAAAAAUGGGGUGGUCUACAAGAAGUUUCUCGUCUUCUGUCCCUAGAGCUAAGACAUCCCAGAAGAAAGUCUGCCCCAGAGAGAGAGAAACAACGCGAUGUGCAGGUUUCUGAUGAGCAUAAUUCUCAGGAAAAGAUGUCGAAUAAGCCUUAUGUUUCUCAGGAUACACAGAAAUGGCUCAUGAAACUGAAGGAUUUGGAUAUUAAUUGGGUUGAAUAGGUUUAUGAGUGUGUUUAUUAUCAGUAUCUCCUUCUUGUAUAUAAUCCAUAGCCCUAUUUAACGGCGAGUUAUCUGGUCUGAAGGAGGUUUUCAAGGGAACUCUUGAGCGUUGACUCAUGUUAUGUUUUGACGAGUAACAGGCUGAUGUUACCUGCUAAGAAUUCUAUAUUUCUGAUUUUUUAAAUUACAGGAGGAGUUUACAAUUUUCAUUUCA
Molecule: messenger RNA, 2366 nt
Organism: Asparagus officinalis (garden asparagus)
Lineage: Eukaryota; Viridiplantae; Streptophyta; Magnoliopsida; Asparagales; Asparagaceae
Exons: 10
Coding region: 35-2152 (705 amino acids)
Biological process (GO): regulation of photosynthesis, light reaction
Source: RefSeq, a predicted model, not a curated record